Molecule: messenger RNA, 2715 nt
Organism: Sporothrix brasiliensis 5110
Lineage: Eukaryota; Fungi; Ascomycota; Sordariomycetes; Ophiostomatales; Ophiostomataceae
Product: Transient receptor potential (TRP) domain containing protein
Exons: 1
Coding region: 1-2715 (904 amino acids)
Biological process (GO): transmembrane transport; fungal-type cell wall biogenesis
Source: RefSeq, a predicted model, not a curated record
AUGGCAAGAAACAGGCCGACAAGCCUGCGCAGGCUGGCCCUGGUCGCCUCCGUAAGCCUCAACGCGGCUGCCACCGCCGCCACCGACAUUCUCCAGACGACCGGCUUCAAUAACUGCGGAAGCAACGACACCACAGUCACCGUCCAGAAGGUCGACAUCCAGUACAACAACGCCAACAAGACCGUCACGUUUGACGUCGCCGGCUCCAGCGCCAAGGUGCAGAACGUCACUGCCAUUCUCAACGUCACGGCCUACGGCGCCCAGGUCUAUUCCAACUCCUUCAACCCCUGCUCCGCGAGCACCUUCGUUGAGCAGCUCUGCCCCGUGCCCGCAGGAAGCUUUGCCGCGAGUGGGUCCCAGGCCAUCCCCGCCGAGUUUGCCAAUCAGGUACCGGCCAUCGCCUUCCAGAUCCCGGACAUCGCCGCCCAGGCCACGCUGCAGCUGAUGGCCAUGGAUGGUGACAACAAGGGCCAAGAUGUUGCCUGCAUCCAGUCACAGGUGUCCAACGGCAAGACGACAGACGUCCCCGCCGUGUCGUACGCGGCAGCCGGUAUUGCAGCAGCCGCGCUUGUGCUGAGUGGUGUCGGUGCCGUCGGUGCCGCUAUUGCAAGCGGCAGCAGUGCAGCGGCAGCCGGCGGAUCGUCUGUGGCCGGCGGCAUGGGCACGAUCAGCCCCAGCUUCGGCGAGGUUUUUGGCUGGUUCCAGGGCAUGGCCAUGAACGGCAUGAUGUCGGUCAAUUACCCGCCGGUGUACCGCAACUUUGCCAAGAACUUUGGCUUUUCCACCGGCCUGAUCCCCUGGACCCAGCUGCAGAUCGCCAUCGACAACUUCCGCGUGGCCACGGGCGGCAACCUGACCAACGACAGCGUCCAGUUUCUGCAGAAUGCGACGCUGGUUUUCCCAGACGGCUCGACCUCGACACCCUCCCAGGCAUCACUGAGCUUCCGCUUCGCGCGUAGCGUCCUGGCGAGCCCCGAGCUCCACCUGCUGGAUCGCCGCACGCACGCCUUGCUGCUGCGCGAGAUUACGACUAGUAUCAACGGCACGAGCUCAGACGGAGCCGCCGCCACGGAUGCCAACACGAACAGCGGCGGCGCGGCCAACACUGUGCGCGUGGCCGUCAGCGGCUUCCGUGCGUACGUCGAAGAGCUCAGCAUCCCGUCAGCCAGCACGUUCAUGACAGUGCUGCUGAUCGUGGCCAUCGUGAUUGCCGCUAUUACCGUCGGCAUCUUGCUGGUCAAGGUCGUGCUUGAGGCCUGGGCCCUCUUUGGACGCUUCCCAGAGUCGCUCGCCGGCUUCCGGCAGCACUACUGGCGCUCCAUUGCGCGCGCCAUCACCACUCUCAUUCUGUUGCUGUAUGGCGUGUGGGUGCUGUACUGCAUGUUCCAGUUCACCCAGGGCGAUUCGUGGGCCGCCAAGGUGCUGGCCGGCGUCACACUCGGCCUCUUUACCGGCGUGCUGGCCUUUUUCUCAUUUCGCAUUUGGUAUACCGCGCAGAAGCUGACGGACGAGGAAGGCGACACGUCUGGCCUGUACGACGACAAGAAGAUCUGGAGGAAGUACAGCUUGUUCUACGAGUCCUACCGUCGCCAGUACUGGUGGGUCUUUGUGCCUGCCAUUCUGUACAUGUUUGCCAAGGGCGUUGCGCUUGCUGUCGGCGACGGCCACGGCAUGGCCCAGAGCAUUGCCCAGCUGGCCAUUGAGGCAGUCAUGCUCAUCAUGCUGUUGUGGAGCCGACCGUACGAACGCCGCUCGGGCAAUGUCGUCAACAUUUUGAUCCAGGUCGUGCGCGUACUCUCUGUUGUCUGCAUCAUGGUGUUUGUCGAAGAGUUUGGCAUUGCCGAGACCACGCAGACCGUCGCUGGCGUCGUGCUGAUUGCCGUGCAGUCGGCCCUCAGCGGCAUUCUGGCCAUUCUCAUUGCAUUCAAUGCCAUUGUCGCCUGCGUCAAGGAAAACCCACACCGCAAGCGACGCAAGGAGCUCGAAAAGGCACGCGAUACGGACAACCUGACACCGCUCGACGCGCGCAACUCGCUGCUUCAGGCCGGUCAGACCAACAAGCGCGGCAGCGGCCGGAUGUCGCCGAUCGACGAGGAGACGGAAAGCCUGUCGGGCGUCUCAGACAAGAAGGUGGACACGACGGCGGUGCCCGCCUCAACCAACCUGUCGGUACCUCGGCUUCCGCCCGCACGCCAGGCCUCGACCGUUUCCAGCACACUCUCUGCUUCGUCGGGUGCCGUAUUGAUCGGCCUGGCCUCGACGGCGCCUGACGCGCGGUCCCUCACACCCAGCAAUGGCAACAACAGUGCUCGGAAUUUCUUGCCGCGGAUACAGUACAGUGGCAGUCGGCAGGAUGUCGGCCAGGGCGGCGAGAGUCUUCUCGGCGAGGCGGCACCGAUGGGCCGUUCAGACACCGCUGAUAUGCGGCAACCUACAUUGCCCAACCUCGACGGCAACAACACCAACGGCAGCGGCUCGUACAACGGUCCUCGUGGGCCGCCAGUACGGAAUCAAACCUACGGCCAACAAAGAUACCGGCCAGGUUACAACGGCAACGGCCCCAACUACCAGCGCCGGAACAACUCGUAUUCGCCAUUCCCGCCACAGCAGCAACAAUACAUGGCCUACAGCAGCAACCCUAGUGGCUACGGCAACGGCAAUAGCAACUUCAAUGGAGGUUACGGUCCAUACCCGGGACCUCAGAGGGGAUAUUAA